Molecule: messenger RNA, 5854 nt
Organism: Trachemys scripta elegans
Lineage: Eukaryota; Metazoa; Chordata; Testudines; Emydidae
Gene: GPC1
Product: glypican 1
Exons: 9
Coding region: 765-2420 (551 amino acids)
Biological process (GO): regulation of protein localization to membrane; negative regulation of fibroblast growth factor receptor signaling pathway; cell migration
Cellular component (GO): cell surface; synapse; extracellular region
Molecular function (GO): fibroblast growth factor binding
Source: RefSeq, a predicted model, not a curated record
UUACCCUCUUUGCAGGUGGUGCGCCGCUGCCACCGGCCGGGCUCAUUGCUCCUGGCGGGGACACGCGCGCUCGCCCCGCGCGCUGCUGCUCCCGAGGAGAGCCGCGCCGCGCCGCCUCCCCGCUCCUGCCGCUUCCAUCGCUCUCCCUUAGCUCCCGGCCUCAAACUUUGCCCAUUCCGGGCUGUAAUCCGUUUGCAUCGCAACCGUCCCCUGCAGCAGCGCCCUGCCGGAGCUUGGGGGGAGAUGCGCCCUCCGCUCUAACCAGAGCGUUUACACACAAGUGGGAUCUGCCUCUGCUGCGAUCGGGGCCGGGUUCCAUCCCCCGGGAGCUCCUGCGUUCUGAGUGGCGGCAGCUGCACCAUCCCUGGGAAGUCAGCCCCAGAAGAGCCAGGAUUUCCCCCCGACCUUCUUCCCACUCUUCUUGCAAUAGCUGUUGGAAGUCACAGGCUCUCUCCGCAGCCCGAGAUCUUGCAUCGCCCUGCCUAGGUCCCACUGAUUUUUGCCUGUGGGUUGGGGACUUUUUUAAACCCUCCCCCCCCUUGCCAUCUGCUUUCCCUGGAGUGUUGUUUUUUCAGGGGGGCGGGAAGGCAGGGAUGCUUGGGGGAAGGUGGGACUGAGCUCCCCCCCCCAUUCCGUGCACAGUCCCUGCAAACAGCUAGCGAGCGCCGGGCAGACGGAGAGAGCCCGCUUUGCAGCCCGGGGUCAACGGGACCUUGGGAUUGUCCUUUGCGCUGCAGGUUCGGGGGGCUUGGUGGAGAAGGAGGAUGCAUUUCUUCCCGUGGGGAUUUUGGCUUCUGUGUGUCGCCGCCUCCUCGGCUCGGGGUGACAGUGGCAGCAAAGCGAAGAGCUGCACCGAGGUCCGGCAGUUUUAUGCGACCAAAGGAUUCAGCCUGCACGGGGUACCCCAGGCGGAGAUCUCAGGGGAACACCUGAGAAUCUGCCCGCAGGGCUACACCUGCUGCACCAGCGAGAUGGAGGAGAAUUUCGCAAAAAAAAGCCAAAGUGAAUUUGAAGACAUGAUGACAGAAGCCAGCCGCUCUGCACAGGUGACCCUAACAUCUCAGUACAAAAACUUUGAUGGUUAUUUCCAGGAUUUGUUGAACAAGUCAGAGAAGGCCCUCCAUGACACUUUUCCUAGCACGUAUGGAGAGCUGUAUAGCCAGAACGUCAAGGACUUCUUCAAGGAAUUGUACAGCGAGCUGCGGCGCUAUUACCGGGGCUCCAAUAUCAACCUGGAAGAGGCCCUCAACGAGUUCUGGACACGCCUGCUGGAGCGCCUCUUCAAGCUGAUGAAUCCCCAGUACCACAUCACUGACGAGUACCUGGACUGCAUGGUGAAACACGCCGAGCAGCACAAGCCCUUUGGAGAAGUUCCGAGGGACCUGAAGCUGAAGGCGACGAGAGCGUUCAUCGCAGUGCGCUCCUAUGUGCAGGGGCUUAGCGUGGGCAGUGAUGUUGUCAAAAAGGUCUCUCAGGUGUCUCUUAGCCAUGAGUGCACUCGUGCCAUAAUGAAGCUGGUGUACUGUCCGUAUUGCCGGGGCAUGUCUAGUGUGAAGCCAUGCAACAACUACUGUCACAACGUCAUGAAGGGCUGCCUGGCCAAUCAAGCAGACCUGGACACGGAAUGGAGGAACCUGAUUGAUUCUAUGCUGCUGGUGGCUGACCGGUUUGAUGGACCAUCCAAUGUAGACACUGUAAUUGGUACCAUUCACACCCGGAUUGCUGAAGCCAUUUCUAACAUGCAGGAAAACAGAGAGUCUAUCACAGCCAAGGUUUUCCAAGGUUGUGGAAAUCCCAAAAUCAGCACCAAAGCAUCCAGUGGAGAGGAUAAGAAAAGAAGGGGAAAAGCUGUCACCGAUGAUAAAUCCUCAGGGCUUGGACUGGAGAAGCUAGUUUCUGAUGCCAAAGGGAAGCUGAGAGAUAUCAAGGAUUACUGGGUUGCCCUUCCAAGCACACUUUGCAAUGAGAAAAUAACAUCCGGCUCGGUGAACGAGGACAAGUGCUGGAACGGAAUGGCCAAGGGGAGGUAUUUACCAGAGGUGAUGGGAGAUGGUCUGGCCAAUCAGAUUAAUAAUCCAGAGGUAGAGGUGGACAUCACCAAGCCAGAUAUGACCAUUCGUCAGCAAAUCAUGCAGCUGAAGAUCAUGACAAACCGACUGCGCAAUGCUUACAAUGGGAAUGAUGUGGAUUUCCAGGAUGCUAGUGAUGACAUCAGUGGCUCUGGGAGCGGUGAUGGCUGCCCUGAUGAGGUCUGCGGCAAAAGACUUUCCAAGAACCCCAGCACCAGGCAGCCAGAAGUACAUGCUAUUCCUAACCAGUCUGGACGUGGCAUAAAUGGGGCUAGCAGCAAAUUUUUGCCUUCCUCCUUCCUAAUCUUCCUUUCUGUGGCUGUUAUUGCAACACAGUACUUGCGGCGGUAACUUACUUGCACAGCCAUGAAAGAGACUGUGGCUGAGGUCUUAACUUUGCCAAAAAAAAAAAAAAAUAUUAAAAAAAAGGACAAUAUUUAAUUCAUCUUGGCAAAAAAGAGGGAGAAAAAAAAGGUCUCAAUUGUUUGUGAUAUCUGGCAGUGCUAGAGCUGUUUCAUCCUUGUUUGGUCUUUUUUGAAUGCUGGGCCCUUCUUUCCGUACCUCAUUUUUUAUUUCAUUGUUUUGCCACAAACAAGCCUUUGCAGAUAGGGGAAAAGAAAAAAUGAUCUUCAGAGGAUCACGAUUUGACUGACAGCAGUGGAAUAUGCAGUUGACCUAAUAUUGUUAUACAACCGUAGCCAAGAAUACCACUUACCACAUUAACAUCUAAAGCACGACAGGUUUAGAACAGUGCAACUUUUAAAAUUAGGACUGACAACAGCAGCAAGCACUCUGUUAUAUUCAGGAGCUAUUUCAUGGUUUUCUACUGUAUUUCUUAAGCAGGCAGAGAGAUGAUCCUUCACUCAUUUUCUUUGAUGUACAUUUUUCAACUAAUUUCUUAUGCUAAUACAAACUCGAUUAGCAAUGGGAUUCCUUAUCCAAGUGUUUGCAACCAAAAUGCAACAGUCCUUUCACUUACAAGUAAAAGGGUAGUUUUGUUUACUAAAAUUAGCCAUCAGUGGCAAUUAAUAAUGCUUCUACUUUCAAGUGAAUGGGAGUGAGUUUUAGAUUUUGCGUGAUAUUUGGAAACCACUGAAGUUAGCUAUUAAUGAUGGUCUAAUCUAGACCUGCAAUCCGCUAUCACAAUAUACAAUGUUGAGGUGAAAAUAUGCAGGGUGAGAUUUGUCAUUUGAGAGGUUUGUUUCCAACAGGAGACUGAAGCCCUUGUUAAUGACAAAGACAGCAGUAACCUUCUACCAAAGGGAUUGUUGCAAAUUGCUAUUUUGUGAAGUCUCACAUAUUAAUACACAUAGAGUUAUGAGGCCUAAAGCAAUAAGUUACAGUAUUGGGAGUCAGAGGGUUAUUACUUACUUCCCUUGGCAGUUUGUGUGCCCAGGAAAACAACUCAGAUGUAUAAUCUGGGCUUUGAGAGUUCUUUUUAAGUGAAUGCCUGCCCCCCCCCCCCUUUCACCCUCCAACUUCACCACUGCAGUGACUAAAGAAGAAAACUGGCCAGUGUCUGAGCUACACCCCCACAUUGAGUCAGUGGAUCAUCCAUCAGGAAUUAAAACCCAGGAUGUUUCUAGACCUUCCAGUCCUCUGCUCUAAGCAAUGGAUGCACAGCCUCCUAAUUUUAGCCAGUAAUUUUUCAUAGUUUAUUACAUGAGUGCCAGGAGUGGAUUCAACUAAAGGCUUUGUUUUUGUCAACAAAUGCUAUAUAUAAAUAUACACACAUACAUAUCUAUCUGUUAGGGGUGUCUGUGUUUACAGAGCUGUGCGCUUUGGUUCCCUAGCUGGCUUAGCUCAUUCGCAGAUACAGUAAACAUCAUUUGGAAAAGUAUCUUUAGGAAAUUUAUCUAGAGUAACAAUACAGUCCUACUGACUGUUUUUGGCAACGGGGAACCGUGAGUUUGGGCUCUGCUGUUACUCAUUUUGUCUAAUAUUGUGAUUUUUAUUUUUGGGGAGAAAGCAUAUCUUAUGUUUAAGACGUUUAUAGGCUUAUCAAACUUUUUAAACACUUCUGUGUCUUUCAUUAAGGGGGAAAAUGUGUUUUGAUGCACAACAAAAGAUUUGGGAAAAGCAGAAUUUGAUUUGUGCUGUCACUGUUUAUGGAAUGUGCAAUUUAAGGUAAGACUGUAGGAUCAGAGCACUAGGAAUGUUGAGAGAUAUUGCAAGAAAGCAAGUGUAGUGAAGUCCUCGUUCCCCUGGUUGAGUUAAAAUUCCUAGUUUGUUGGGCAACUACCACUGUUUCCUAAUCCAGCCACGUAAUGGGGGCUGACAUUUAUACUUCUGUAUCAAAACAUGGACUGUGUUUAGGCCAGUUAUGAGAGAGUCAUUGUCCCACAUUACACUUUGCUUCUGCACAGACAAUUUUAGAUCAUUUUGGUGUUGUAUUCCCAGGAUGCCACUACUUCUUAAAGCUAAAUUUGAGCCAGAGGUUUACAUUGCCGUUAGAUUUAAAUUAUCUGGCUCUGGACUGAAUUGAAGAAAGAUGAUGCUACUGGGCCUACCAUAAUCUGAGGUGUAAUUUCAUGCAAGUUUGCCUUUAUUGGUCUAGUUCAGUGAUUUUUGCCCAUGUUGCCAUUACACGUAUAAAUGAGCCUUCUAUUAUGUAACUCCUAACCCAGUUUCUGAGGGAGAAUGGAAAACAUGACAUGUCAAAAGGGCGUUAGAGUAGAUUUUUUUUUAAAUGAUAAAGAAAUUUGAGCACCACAGUCAAUAGUUUUAUAAAUAUUUAGUCGCCUAUGGCUGUACACAAUGGAAGAGAAAAAAAAUCUCUUUAUCAUGUAGUUGCAGCCUGUUUGAGCACUGACACACAGUUCAUGGCCCUGGGGGACUGUCUCAUUAAGUGCUUUAUCCCAGGGGUUCUCAACCUUUUUCUUUGAGCUCUUUCUCCCCGCCCCCCCGCUAUAAAAACUCCACAGCCCACCUCUGCCACAACAGGUUCUCUGCAUAUAAACGGCAGAGCCGGUGUUAGAGGGCAGCAAGCAGAGCAACUGCCUGGGGCCCCACACCACAGGCCCUCCCCCACAAGUUGCUCAGGCUUCGGCUUCAGCCCCAGGUGGCAGGGCUCAGGGCAUUGGGCUUCAGGGCCCUACCGGUAGGGCUAUGGCCUUCUUCCCUGGGCCCCAGCAAGUCCAGCGCUGGCCCUGCUUGGUGGACCCCCCUGAAACCUGCUCACAGCCUCCCAGAGAACCACUGCUAUAGCCCAUAUCAAGGGAGUAUGACUCACUUUGGAUUUGCUGCUUUGGAAGGGGAAGAGGGAAAAGGACCAUUCGCUUCUCUGUUAGCAAGAUGGUGAUUCUCAGUGUUUUGAAAAUACUUAGGGAUGCUGACGGGAUUUGUUCAUUUUCAUGUUCUUAUCUGAAUUUUUAAACACACACAUCCCUGCAAAGUGGAGAACCAGAAAAAUGGAUUUACAGGCAUCUCUGUCUUUAAACUUGCUCUUUUGUGCCAUAAUUUGUAUGUUUUAACUAAGGGUGGGAUCAUUAGCGGCUUUGAGAGCACAGAUAUUUAUCAUUUUACAAAUGACAAACAACCUAUUGUUUUCUGGUGGGCUUGGUAGGGGAUAAGGUAUAACAAAUAUCCGAAGUACACCUUUGCUUUAAAAAAAAAUGCAUUUCUAGCUGGAGGAUUAAGAUUUAUUUCACUUAUUGGCAUAGCUGGCCAGUUAUAUAUUUCUUUCUGUUACCAAGGUACUUGUAACUAUCUUGCACUGUUUAUCUAAAGUUGAAAUAUGUUCUUUGAAUCCUUGUAUAAAUAAAAAGGCUGGAGACUUAAAUCUA